AUGCCGAACAAUAAAGUGUCAAUCACGGCUACGCGGCGCCGCAUGCAGCCGAUCCGUGCCACGCCUAAAGAGACCCCACAACACGUGCCACAACUUGUAAUACGACCUACGAACCGCGGUGGUGAGACGCUGCAGGUGGCUAUGGGUGGUACUGCCAUUGAGCGCUCUAUGGUCAACGUCGGUUCCAUUGCCGUGUACCACGUCAAGCCCGUCGUGUCCACAGACAAUAAGCUUGGCAAGAAGACGACCAUCUUUGCUGUACAUGUGCAGAAUGCCAUCACUGGUCGCAGUUGGGUGGUACACCGUCGCUACUCGGACUUUAUGAUGUUGCGUGGCCUUAUCACCGAACACUUUAAGCUUUUUGGGGACGAGUUCCCGCGCAUCUCGGGGCUUGUGAGCGAGCUCUACUUUCCCAAGAAGCACAAGUUCCGCCACAAGAUGGGCAAGGUGGUCGAGCACCGAUGCGAUACAUUUCUCGAUUUCCUCAUGGGUCUACACCGACUCCUCAUCAGCCAGAAUUACCUCAUGCGACGUGACAUCAGCCCCGUCGGAUUGUCCAUUUUGCGUGGCUUUCUCGGUAGUGCUAUCGUACAGGACCCGAGUCACCGAGCCUAUACGUUCCACAAGCCGAUUCUUCCGAUUGAUCUUAGUCCGUCCGAGCGGACCCCGAUCAAUCAGUGUGGAUCAUUAACCACCGUGAUAGAAGAUGAUGCCGAGUAUGAGGUGGAAGUUGAGGACGUCGAACCGGAACCUGAGUCAGAAGCGGACAUUCUUUCUCGCGCCGGAUCGACAGGUACGGAAGGCUCGUUGACUGAGGAUAUGAGCGACGGUGACGACACAGAGGAGGAGCUUUUGCGCAUGACCGAGAUUGUCGACCGACGACGCUCUUAUAAGUACGCUCGCGGCCGCCGAAUGCUGCUCUUCCUACGCAAAGACGGCGUGUGUACAGAGGCAGAGAGCCCAACUGACAACAAACAGGAGGAUGUGUCCCCCUGUACCCCUCGUCCACGUGAUAGAAUUCACACUGAAAAGAUGUAUAUCCGUGCAUCGGAGAUGCUGCGACCAUCUGACAUGGUACGUAUGUCUGAAGCCUCGAAGCCAAUGUGGACAUGA
Molecule: messenger RNA, 1113 nt
Organism: Peronospora farinosa
Lineage: Eukaryota; Oomycota; Peronosporomycetes; Peronosporales; Peronosporaceae
Source: the annotation of a GenBank genome assembly